AUGGCGCGCUGGGCCGUCGACAGCUCCGCGUGGCAUCCGAAGAAGCAGGACAAGUCCGCGGAGUUCCAGUUCCUCCUGGCGCUCAUCGGCGAGGAGAGCGAGCGCAAGGGCGUGACCCAGUACCUGCGCUGGGAGGACCGCGUGCGCGCGCUCAUGAGCCGGCUGCUCUCGCGGCGCUGCUCCGCGCUCGCGCUGGGACUGAAGCAGGCGGACGUGACCGUCGCGCGGACCAAGGGCCGCAAGCCCUACCUCUCCCAGCGGUCCCGGUCCCUGAGCUCGCUGGAUGUCGCCGAGGCGAAGCCGAAUUUCAACUUCAACGUGUCCCACGAGGGCCAGUACGUCGUCAUCGCGUCCGAGCCGUUCUGCGUCUGCGGCGUCGACGUCGCCGCGCCGGACCAGUUCCGCCGCUCCGGCGCGCCGGAGCAGGACGUCGAGAAGUUCUUCGGGACCAUGCGCGACAUCCUGUCGAAGAAGGAGUGGGCCUACGUGCGCCGGACGCCGGAGCCCGCGGCGAUGGCCGAGCGGUUCCGCUACUUCUGGUCCUGCAAGGAGGCCUUCACGAAGGCGCGCGGCGACGGCCUCGCCUUCGGCCUCGGCCGCGCGGAGUUCGACAUCCACCUGCGGCCGGGGCCGAAGCUCGCCUUCGACGCGACCGUCGCCGUCGACGGCAAGCGGCUCGACAACUGGCGCUUCGCGGGCGAGGAGCUCGACAACGGCCACAUCGUCACCGUCGCCCGGGGCCCGCCGGAGGACAUCAUCGACGCCCAGGGCGAGUUCAAGGCCACCAUCGGCCACCAGCGCGUCGACAAGGCGCACCUGGACGCGCCGAAGCCCGAGUUCGUGGUCCUCACGGUGCGCGACCUCGUGCCCCCGGACCGCCUCACGGACUACCUCGCGACGCUCAAGAAGUAG
Molecule: messenger RNA, 912 nt
Organism: Aureococcus anophagefferens
Lineage: Eukaryota; Pelagophyceae; Pelagomonadales; Pelagomonadaceae
Exons: 1
Coding region: 1-912 (303 amino acids)
Cellular component (GO): cytosol
Molecular function (GO): holo-[acyl-carrier-protein] synthase activity; magnesium ion binding
Source: RefSeq, a predicted model, not a curated record